AUGCUCGUAAAAAGCUUGAAAGCUCAAGACCAUCUGGUUGAUCUACAAGAAACGUUCCAAGUCCUCAGGAAACACCAGAUGAAGCUCAACCCAAGUAAAUGUGCCUUCAGAGUCUCCUCUGGGAAAUUCCUCGGUUACAUGGUAAGUAGAAGAGGGAUAGAAGCUAACCCUGAGAAGGUCCAGGCGAUUCUCAACAUGCAGUCUCCAGCAUCGACCAAGGAACUUCAAAGAUUGAUAGGAAGGAUCGCAGCUCUGAACAGAGCUAAGGAGUAUCUCACUUCACCACCAUUAUUGUCGCGGGCGAUGCAAGGAGAACAGUUGUAUUUGUACUUGGCGGUUUCUCCGUCGGCAGUAAGCUCAACUUUGGUCCACGAAGAGGAUGGAAACCAGAAACCGCAUGCUAUAGAUAAGCAGGAAGAAGCCGAAUCUACUUGGACGUUAUAUGUGGAUGGGUCUGUCAACGCCCGUGCAAGUGGGGCAAGGCUAGUAAUUAUCUCCCCAAAUGGGGAAUGCAUCAAAUAUGCACUCAGGUUUGGUUUUAAAGUAACCAACAAUGAGGUAGAGUAUGAAGCCCUCCUAGCAGGCCUCAGGAUGGCGAAAGCUUUGGAAGUUGAACGACUAGUAGCAUAUACUGACUCUCAACUAAUAACUGGACAAGUCCAGGGGGAAUAUGAAGCCAAGGAUGAGAAAAUGAAGACCUAUUUACAUAAGAUAGAGGAUAUCAAGGGUUUUUUUAAGAAGUUUUCUAUUCACCGGACCCCCCGAGAAGAGAAUGCGCAGGCAGACGCCCUGGCUCGACUGGCAACCACAGAGGAAGAUAAAGCCAUACCCGUGGGAUAUUUGGAUGAGCCUAGCAUGGUCUGGGAUUGGCCACAGAAAAUACACCAGGUGGAGUGA
Molecule: messenger RNA, 897 nt
Organism: Cornus florida
Lineage: Eukaryota; Viridiplantae; Streptophyta; Magnoliopsida; Cornales; Cornaceae
Exons: 3
Coding region: 1-897 (298 amino acids)
Molecular function (GO): RNA-DNA hybrid ribonuclease activity; nucleic acid binding
Source: RefSeq, a predicted model, not a curated record